Molecule: messenger RNA, 2288 nt
Organism: Nematolebias whitei (Rio pearlfish)
Lineage: Eukaryota; Metazoa; Chordata; Actinopteri; Cyprinodontiformes; Rivulidae
Product: choline O-acetyltransferase-like
Exons: 15
Coding region: 176-2077 (633 amino acids)
Biological process (GO): neuromuscular synaptic transmission; acetylcholine biosynthetic process
Cellular component (GO): cytoplasm; neuron projection
Molecular function (GO): choline O-acetyltransferase activity
Source: RefSeq, a predicted model, not a curated record
AGGAGGACGCGGGUGGGGGGGGCGCGGUCAGUUUGAGCUUUUAUUCCCAAGAAUAUGGAGAGUUCGUGGCACGGACGUAGGAGGUAAUGUGAGCCUCUCCAAACUCCUGUGAGCUCCUGGGCGCUGCAUCCAACAGGGACGGCUCGAGUCUCUCGACCGAACUUGGACUGAAAACAUGACAUCCCGCCAGAAAGAGGGGACAAGAGGUCAAGACAGCCAAGUGCUGCCAAAGGUCCCGGUCCCCCCAUUGAAACAAACACUUGACACAUACCUGAAAUGCAUGCAGCACCUAGUGACCGAGGAGCAGUUCACGAAGACCACUACCAUCGUGGAGAAGUUCGGGGCUCCUGGAGGCGUCGGUGAAGUUCUCCAGAAGAAACUUUCAGAGCGACGGGACAAGACAACCAAUUGGGUCUGUGACUACUGGUUGGAGGACAUGUACCUGAACAACAGGCUGGCUCUUCCGGUCAAUUCCAGUCCUGCCAUGGUGUUUCCAAAGCAGACAUUCAGAGAUCAGAAAGAUGCCCUCAGAUUUGCUGCUCAACUCAUCCAAGGUGUGUUGGAGUAUAAGGCUCUUGUUGAUGCGAGAGCGCUGCCGCUGGAGUUUGCUCGAGGCCAACUUGCUGGGACUCCUCUGUGCAUGGAGCAGUACUACCGCCUCUUUAACUCCUAUCGUUACCCGGGGUUAAAGACGGACACGCUGAAGGUCCACAUGACUUUAGACUCCUCCGUGCUGCAGCACAUAAUUGUCGUGUGCAAGAGCCAGUUUUUUGUGCUGGAUGUGGUCGCAAACAACAAACAGCUGAGUGAGACGGAGAUCUUAUCCCAGCUGGAGAAGAUUGUGAAAAUGUCUGAAAAUGCGGAAGAGAGACACCCUCCUGUUGGGCUCCUGACAUCAGACGGCAGGACGGAGUGGGCGCAAGCAAGAGAGGCACUAACAAAAGAUCAAACCAACCGGGACUCUCUGGCGCUGAUUGAAAGCUGUGCAGGUGUGGUGUGUCUGGAUGAACCCUGCAAGCUUCAGCACAGUGAUACCAACAGGGCUCUGAUGAUGCUGCACGGUGGUGGUGCGGAAAAAAACGGUGCCAAUCGCUGGUAUGACAAGUCAAUGCAGUUUGUCAUAGGAAUGGAUGGGGUAUGCGGUGUGGUGUGUGAGCAUUCCCCAUUUGAGGGAAUAGUGAUGGUGGAGUGCUCCGAGUACCUCAUAAAAUACAUAAAAGGGAGUCCUUCCGAGGCGGUUAAGCGCUCCAGUGACAGACAGCUUCCACCUCCAAGAAGGCUGCUUUGGAAAUGUAGCCCCCACGUUCAAGGACUCUUACAAGCAUCAGGAGACAGACUUCAGUGGCUGGUGAAUAAUUUCGACAUGGAGGUUUUCACAUUCAAAACUUACGGAAAAGACUUCAUCAAGAAGCAGAAGAUGAGUCCAGACGCGUUUAUUCAAGUUGCCUUACAACUUGCAUUCUACAAAUGCAGGGGGAGGCUCGUGAACACGUACGAGAGCGCAUCAAUUCGUCGUUUCCAGGAAGGUCGGGUGGAUAACAUUCGCUCAGCCUCUGCUGAGGCCCUGGCUUUUGUGAAGUCCAUGACUGACGAAAAAGCAAAAUACACCGAUUCAGAAAAAAUGAAACGACUAUGGAAUGCAAUUAAGGCCCAGACAGAUUACACGAUUGCUGCUAUAACAGGAAUGGCAAUCGACAAUCACCUCCUUGGACUUCUGAAGACUGCAAAGGAGCUGAACAUGGAGAAACCAGAGAUGUUCUGCGAUGAGACGUAUCUGACCAGCAACCAUUUCAUCCUCUCCACCAGUCAGGUUCCAACAACACUGGAAAUGUUCUGCUGCUACGGCCCGGUGGUGCCCAACGGCUACGGCGCCUGCUACAACCCACAGUCCGACCACAUCAUCUUCAGCGUGUCGAGCUUCUGGGAGAACACGGAGACGAGCUCGGCUGUAUUUGUCAAAGCUCUCAACGAGGGCCUAUUAGAAAUCAAAGACCUGUGCAAUAGAAGCGACGCUGCGGCCGCCAAAGCGACUAAUGGCAGCCAGGCUGCCAACAAGCCUCAUAAAUCAGGAAAGUAAGCUACACUAAGAGAGCACGCUUACCCACCUGCUUCACUCGGUAGUCUUAGAUUUACAGUCAGUAGCUUAGAUGCCUUCGUGUAGUUUGUGCAAUAGUUAUAAAAAGCCUUAAAGUGACUGGGUAAUUACAUAUAUACGUAAAUAUUUAAACAGAUAUAACUAUGGUGGCCCUAAGAUGUAAAUGAACAACAUUUGAAAAAACGGAAUCGCA